CGUAAUCAAAGGAUUCUCAUCGAGAAUGAGAUUGCUGCACCACCGCAAUACCAACUUGGUGCAACCUCUGCAGGGCUGUCCAAGUUGGUCUUGCGGUGGUGCAGCCAAGGCCUAUCUUACUUUUCCCAGUUUCUGUUCAGGGGUUGCCAGCACUCCAUGGCACAUUGGAGGCUGUUGCGCUGGAAAUGAACCAAGCAUACGAGUACAUGUUCAAUCACCCGACUGCCCCUGCCAUACUCAAGGAUGCCCUCCCGGCUUACCACCUGCAGCUGAACCGCAGGGGUGGAGAGCUUGAAGACCUGAUUACUCCAGUAGAAGCGAUUUGUUUGAGCCACGUAACUGCCUUCUUCAAGCGCCCCGCCUAAGCGUCUCUCCUCCUGCACACAAAAGCGCCCA
Molecule: messenger RNA, 396 nt
Organism: Linum tenue
Lineage: Eukaryota; Viridiplantae; Streptophyta; Magnoliopsida; Malpighiales; Linaceae
Source: the annotation of a GenBank genome assembly